AGUGCCCACCUGGAGGUGAUGGAAGUGCCCAGUGCCCACCUGGAGCCCACGGAGGAGGUGACAAAUGUCCACCUGGAGACUCUGGAGGUGCCCAGUGCCCACCUGGAAACCUUGGAGGUGCUGGGGGGGGCAUCUGCCUACCUGUGCCUGCAGGGCCCAUGGAAGCAGCGGCUGAGGAGGAAGAGGAGGAGGAGGAGGAGGAGGAGGAGGAGGGGGAGGCCCAGGAGAGGCUCCUGCAGCACCUGAUGGUUCAAACAGGGCGGGACCUCCCCCAGUGCCAACUGGAGCGGGACUGGGACGUACUGGGAGAACUGGGCAGUGGCUCCUACGGGCACGUGGUGCUGGCACAGCCCCGGGACGGGGGUGCGCCGGUGGUGCUGAAGCUGCUGCGGAAGGACCGGACGGGCAGGUGGGGCUUCCUGCGGGAGUUCUGCACUCACCUGUGCCUGCGGGGGCAGCUCACCUGCCUGCAGGUGCUGCCCCUGGCCUUCGAGACCCCCACCCACUUCGGCUUCGCGCAGGAACACGCACCUGCCGGGGACCUGUGCGGGCUGCUCACACCUGGGGUGGGCCUCCCCGAGCCGCAGGUGAAGCGCGUGGCCACCCAGGUGGGCGCGGCCCUGGAUUACCUGCACGGCCACGCCCUGGUGCACCGCGACGUGAAGCUGGACAACGUGCUGGCCUUCGACCCCCAGUGCCAGCUGGUCAAACUGGGCGACUUCGGCCUCACCCGCGUCAUGGGCUGGCAGGUGGGGCCCACCUGCGGCUCGGGCCACGCCCCCUACGCCGCACCUGAGCUGUGCCACCUGCGCGAGGCGGAGACGCUGCGCCUGGAGCCCAGCCUGGACGCCUGGGCCUUCGGCGUCCUCCUCUUCGCCCUCCUCACCGGCAACUUCCCCUGGGGGGCGGCCGCGCCCCCGGAUCCCCAGUUUGGGGAGUUCCAGGUGUGGCAGGGCCGCACCUGGCGGCCAGGUGGGCUCUCCGGCGGCGGGGGGGAGGUGCCGCGCGCCUGGCGGGGGUUGGGGGAGGCGGCGCUGGAGAUGCUCCGGAGGCUCCUCCGGCUGGAGCCCGACAGGCGGAGCCACGCCGGGGAGGUGAACAGGUACCUGGACAGGUGCUGGGGAGGGCAGGCGGGGGGGGCCUGA
Neopelma chrysocephalum (saffron-crested tyrant-manakin) is the source of this 1145-nucleotide messenger RNA. RefSeq lists its product as uncharacterized. The record is from RefSeq and is a predicted model, not a curated record. The transcript is spliced from 5 exons. Gene Ontology annotation, biological process: peptidyl-serine phosphorylation; peptidyl-threonine phosphorylation. Lineage: Eukaryota; Metazoa; Chordata; Aves; Passeriformes; Pipridae. The coding region runs from base 159 to 1145 and encodes 328 amino acids. Gene Ontology annotation, molecular function: protein serine/threonine kinase activity; ATP binding.